This is a messenger RNA of Choloepus didactylus (southern two-toed sloth), 174 nucleotides long. Its product is annotated as DPH3 homolog. The record is from RefSeq and is a predicted model, not a curated record. The transcript is spliced from 2 exons. Bases 1 to 174 code for a protein of 57 amino acids. Lineage: Eukaryota; Metazoa; Chordata; Mammalia; Pilosa; Megalonychidae.
AUGGUGGUGUUUCCCGACGAGGUGGAGGUCGAGGACUUCCAGCACGAUGAGGACUCGGAGACUUAUUUCUACCCCUGCCCCUGUGGGGAUACCUUUACCAUCACCAAAGAUCAGCUUAUGUAUGGAGAAACAAUCCCAGCACCCUCCACCAAUAAAGAAUUAGUUAAACGCUGA